Folsomia candida is the source of this 2552-nucleotide messenger RNA. RefSeq names its product G2/mitotic-specific cyclin-B2 (gene CycB). NCBI's taxonomy places the organism in Eukaryota, Metazoa, Arthropoda, Collembola, Entomobryomorpha, Isotomidae. The record is from RefSeq and is a predicted model, not a curated record. Gene Ontology annotation, cellular component: cytoplasm; cyclin-dependent protein kinase holoenzyme complex; nucleus. Gene Ontology annotation, biological process: mitotic cell cycle phase transition; regulation of cyclin-dependent protein serine/threonine kinase activity. The transcript is spliced from 10 exons. The coding region runs from base 541 to 2115 and encodes 524 amino acids. Gene Ontology annotation, molecular function: cyclin-dependent protein serine/threonine kinase regulator activity.
CUUGCUCUCCUGUUCCUGCUGCCCUUUAAAACUUUGCAUACUUUGUUUCUAUUUUAAAAUUAGUUUUCUUGGACAAUGCAGAUUCUCCACCCUCCGAAAUACGCCGUGUUUCCCAAUCGUGGAGCUUUUGAACUGGAUGUAUAAUUACUCAAACUAACCGGACAAAUUUCGAAUAUUGACAGUUUAUCUGGGACAACUUAAUUUUACAAUUCUCAUAUUUACAAGUAAAACUUUUGUGACACGAGACACGACAGGAGUUGUUGGCUUGGGGCUAUAUAGUUUCCGGUUGUGCAGAAACAAUCAUCAUUGUCGUGACCGCCGUGGAUAACUCUUAAGAUUUUGUGACCAACUGUAACUAAUCGACUCUGACCUUUCUGCUGUGACGCGACAAAUCAAGAUUUCGGGUUUCAUUUUAUCAGACACCAUCAACAACAAUAAGUUAAUUAUCCCGACGUACUGGAAAUAGUUUAUCAUUGAGGCGAUUGACCGAAAUUUAUCGUACUUUGAAAUUUUACGUAACAUCAAUUACCCGUUUUGACAAUGGCUUCCCUUCGGACCCGUGCACUCUCGUCGUCCUCGAUUUCCACUGUAGGGGCUGAUAACGCAGAAACGCAUAACCCUGCUAAGGGACAAGAGAACCAAGGUGGCCCUGGAGCCUUACGUGGAGCUAGGGUGCUCGGAGAUAUAGGGAAUCGAAUGAAGAAACACCUAGGAACAAGCCAAGCACAACCGGGAAAGCCUUUGGGACCAAUGAAGGCGACUGCUAAACCAGGAGUUGGUGCUUCGAAAGCAUCGGCCUUUGCUGUUCCUCGACUUCCCAAACCGGCCGCACAAAAUCGCCAAGAAAAUGCAAAGCCACAACCACAAUUAACUCGUUCAGCUUCGAUGAACCAAGGAACAAACAAAAAAACCAAUGUCCAAAAUGAUGCAGGCGUCAAAGUAUUAGGAAAUUUGCAAAACAGAAGUCAAAGUCACAUUAGUCUCAAGGACGGAAUCCUCAAAUCUCUCAACGCUGUGGUUGGUGACAAGAAGAAACUUCCAGCACAAACUGUAGUUUACGAAGAUAAGUUGCAACAAAAGGAAGUUAGCGUUCCAGAAACUAGCAAAAGUACUGAAGUUCAACCACUGGAAGCUUGCGAUGCUCCAACAAAUGAAGUUUUUGAAGAGCUGAAGACGGAGAGCUCUUCUUCUGAUAAAACAACUAGUAUUAAAGAAAAUAAUGAAGUCGCUGUUUUUUCCGGUCAGAGAUUUGAUGUUCCUGAUAUUGAUGCCGAAGAUGGUAAAAAUCCAUUGCUUCUAAGAGAGUACAUUCAAGACAUUUGUGAUUACUUAUUCAUUUUGGAAAAAAAGUACCCCAUCAAAAUUAGGUAUCUUGAAGGUCGACUGAUUAAUUCUAAAAUGCGUGCUGUUUUGUUGGAUUGGCUUGUGGAGGUGCAUUACCAGUUCGGAUUUAUGCCAGAAACCCUGUACAUGGCUGCAAAAACGUUGGACCGAUACUUGCAGAAAGAACGCAAAGUCACGAGGAAACAACUUCAACUUGUCGGAGUUACAGCCUUGUACGUGGCUGCAAAAUUUGAAGAAGUGUGUACUCCUACUGUGAUUGACUUUUCUGCAGUUAGUGACAACGCUUUUAGUUCUACCGAAGUUCGACAUAUGGAAAAGGAAAUAUUGCAAUCAUUGGAGUACGAUCUUGCUCCCCCUCCCGCAGUAUUCUUUCUGAGAAGAUUCUCCAAAGCCGCUGGGGCUCCACUGUUGAUCCAUACAAUGGCAAAAUACAUUAUGGAAUUGACUCUUGUGGAUUACGGUACAUGUCAUUUGUACCCAUCGGAUCAAGCUGCUGCGGCUUUGGCUCUCGCAUUGCUCAUAAUACACAAGACUAAACCUCUCCAAGAGCUGUGGAACUCCGCUUUACAGCAUCACACAAGGCUCUCUCUAGAUGCUCUAAAACCAAUUCUAACUCCAGUCGCAUGUAUGUUGGCAAAAGUACAUGAAGAACCUCCUAAACUUAAGGCUGUGUAUUCAAAAUAUGGUAGAAAUAGGUUAAACAAGAUCAGUUUGGUUCCAGAACUUCAGAUUAAGGAAUGGAAAGACCGUGUGACCCGAGACCUAUGCUGAAUACCUUUGGAAAAUGAUUAGAAGUUAUGAAAUUAAGUGUAUGCAUUCCUUGAUAUCCAAUUCUACCCAUGUGGCAUAAGCCUCACAAAGUGUGUUUUACGAAUAUGAUAAUAAUAAGAAAUGGUUUUGAUUGUCUCUAUCAUACAACUAGAAAAUCGUGGUCCGUCUUUGAAUUCUUAUUGUUUCACGUUAGUGUCAUUGGUAUUGAUGCAGCGAAAAUGUGGUUUUUGGCCGAUUUUUAUUUUAAAACUUGAGAAACGCAGCGUAAGCGUUUUAUAUCCUCUUUUAAAUUUCUUCCUCAUUUGAACUAAAAAAAAUCUGUUUUAUUAGUGACGUAAAAUCGUCAAGUAGACAUCAGCUCAAUUAUUAUUCUGAAUGAUAAAGAUGAAAGUAACGUAUCUGGGUAAUAAAGAUCUACAGUUCUUGUAAAUAAAAUA